Molecule: messenger RNA, 1141 nt
Organism: Lindgomyces ingoldianus
Lineage: Eukaryota; Fungi; Ascomycota; Dothideomycetes; Pleosporales; Lindgomycetaceae
Product: phenazine biosynthesis-like protein
Exons: 1
Coding region: 162-1106 (314 amino acids)
Biological process (GO): biosynthetic process
Cellular component (GO): cytoplasm
Molecular function (GO): isomerase activity
Source: RefSeq, a predicted model, not a curated record
UUUGUUCCUUAUAGCGCUAGAACCGCUGUUACUGGCGCUGGCAACAAAAUACAGAAAGUAGGAGGUUGAAUUGGGGUAUAAGACCGCACUCGGGCCAAUUGCACAAAUCUACCAACGCAAGACCCCCAAUCCUUCAAUCCCCUUCCGUACUCUCUCCAAAAAUGCACCUCCCUUUCACGACCUUCGAUGUCUUCACCUCCACCCGCUACCUCGGCAAUCCCCUCGCCAUCGUCUGCGUCCCACGCGCCCUCCGCUCGCAACUCACAGAAUCCCGCAAACAAGCCAUCGCAACUGAAUUCAACCUCUCAGAAAUCGUGUUCCUACACGAGGUCCCCAAAGGCGAGGACGGGGAGGGAGAAGUCGCAGACUACGACAUCUUCACCGCGCGGUCGCGCAUAAGCUUCGCGGGCCACCCGACGGUCGGGACAAGUAUUUAUAUUGCAAGACAUAGGAACGAGUAUGCGGGUGUGAAGAAACUGAGGACGGUUGCGGGCUUAGUUGAGUUUGUAUAUAGUGAGGAGGGGGGUGGAACAGCAUCCGUGAAAGUCCCGCACGACGUGCAUAUCCACAAAGCGAGGUUGCCACAUCCUCUACCAUCGCCGGAUAUGAAUCCAACGUCUUCGACUACAGUACCUCUUGUUUCGAUUGUGAAGGGUAUGGCGUUUAACCUCGUGCCGUUGUCGACACUGGAAGCGUUGGGCUCUGUCUCUGAAGGCCUCGUUCCUGUAGCUGACGUAUUCGCUUGCGAGUACCUCGAUAAAGGAUCUGGCUGGGAUGCCGGACUAACUGGGACGUUUUAUUUUGUCGACUUAGGCUGCGAUCCUGAUUCCCCUGACAGGCAGUUACUGAGGACGAGGAGUAUUGGGUCGAGGGAGGAUCCAGGGACCGGGAGUGCGAGUGCGGCGUUGUGUUCUUAUUUAGCGUUGCAAGAAGGGGUUGAGAAGGGACGGGGCCCGUUUGAGUUUCAUCUUGUGCAGGGGGUGGAGAUGGGGAGAAGGUGUGAUAUUUUUGUCAGUGUGGUUAGAAAGGCUGGGGGGAGGGAGAUUGAGGAGAUUAGGUUGAAGGGGGCAGCGGUGGAGGUUAUGGAAGGGGUUAUCGAAGUUUAGUGGCUCGUAACAAGUGUUGCAAAGCUGAGACCAUG